AUGUCAAGCAUAGGACAAAACGCAUCACGUAAAGUGGAGAUGGAGGGCAGCGCCAGUCCUUCAAGCCCAGUCAGCGUCAACGUUACAGAGAAGGAGAAGCAAGCCCUACGAAGUCAGCGCUUCAGCACGACACCAGGGCCCCGCAAGAUGGAAACGCAGAGUGCCAAAACCUCACCAGAUGCAGAUUUGUCACCAGGUGAUGUUGUGAUAACCGUGGACGAGGGGGCCCGGAAGUUGGAGGGCAAGGGCUCGGCAGUCGUGAGUGUAGAGGAGCCAAAGGCGGCCACCUCGUCUUCGGGGCCAGCGCCCAAGCCAGCGUCAGGUGAGCCGAAGGCUGCGGCUGCUGCAGCACCCGCAGAAGCUUCUAAGCCUGCCGUAGCUGACCCCAAGGCGGUCGCGACAGCGACCCCAGCAGCUCCAAAGCCGGCAGAGCCCAAGGCCAGCCAAGCAGCUGCGCCCGAGCAACCAAAGGAAGCGGCGCCGCCGGCCAAGCCAGCGGCUGCAGCGAAGGCGGCUGGUGGUGUCGCUCGGUCGGCAGUAGUUGCAGCUGCCAAGGAUGCUGCAAAGAGCACUUCGGUGACUUCUUCUGGCAAGGCGGCGCCUAAGAUAGCAGAGGCUGAGGCAGCCACAUCAUCUUCCCCAGCAGCACCUAAACCAGCGUCAGUUGAGCCGAAGGCAGCUGGUGGUGUCGCUCGGUCAGCAGUGGUUGCAGCUGCCAAGGAUGCUGCAAAGAGCACUUACGUGACUUCUGCUGGCCAGGCGGCGCCUAAGAUAGCAGAGGCUGAGGCAGCCACAUCAUCUUCCCCAGCAGCACCUAAACCAGCGUCAGUUGAGCCGAAGGCAGCUGGUGGUGUCGCUCGGUCAGCAGUGGUUGCAGCUGCCAAGGAUGCUGCAAAGAGCACUUACGUGACUUCUGCUGGCCAGGCGGCGCCUAAGAUAGCAGAGGCUGAGGCAGCCACAUCAUCUUCCCCAGCAGCACCUAAACCAGCGUCAGUUGAGCCGAAGGCAGCUGGUGGUGUCGCUCGGUCAGCAGUGGUUGCAGCUGCCAAGGAUGCUGCAAAGAGCACUUACGUGACUUCUGCUGGCCAGGCGGCGCCUAAGAUAGCAGAGGCUGAGGCAGCCACAUCACCUUCCCCAGCAGCACCUAAACCAGCGUCAGUUGAGCCGAAGGCAGCUGGUGGUGUCGCUCGGUCAGCAGUGGUUGCAGCUGCCAAGGAUGCUGCAAAGAGCACUUACGUGACUUCUGCUGGCCAGGCGGCGCCUAAGAUAGCAGAGGCUGAGGCUCCAAAGCAGAAACCGGGCUCGGCACCAGCAGCAUCAAAGCCACCGGCGAAGCCGGCUGUGCAAAGCCCGCCACCGAAGAAUUUGGCUCCAGGCAAGGCAGUGCCCCCGAAAGCGGUGGAAGCAAAAGCACAGCAGAGGCCAAUUAGCUCUGGCGAAAAGAGGAAGGCGUUGAUGAUGGGCAUGCUCCAGCGCCAGGCCUCGCGGCGACCGCGACCUGCACUUCUGGUCUCUGGAGGUGCUCAAGCCUUGUCGGAGGUGGCUGAAGAGAUCCAGUUUCAGCAGAAGUGGUACAAUCAGAAUCGGAAGCGCUGGAUGCCAUAUCUGCCUGAAGAGUCCAAAAAAUUCCGACCUGUGGCGCCCUUCUGCAUGGAGAGGGCCAAGGAGCUGGAGGACUAUCUCAGAGAUCCCAGCGAUGGGCUGCAAAUCUCCAGCCAUUUGAUGGCCACCGAGACGCUCGAGGUACUGGCCAAAGCUGCCAAUGAUGCUGCGGCCGCCGCCUCAUUGCAGCGCAUUGCUGCAGAGAUCUCCUUGGAAUCACAUGGUUAUGAGCCAGUCCGACGCUUGGGAGGCUCCACCACAGCCACGGUGAUGGUGGUGCAUCGGCUGGGUGUGCCCGAGCAGCAGUUCGUGGUAAAAGCCAUGGCCUUGCGUGGUAUGGAUGAACAGGAGCGAAGACGUGCAUUACAAGAAGUGAAGAUUUUGAAGAGUUUGACGCAUGAGUGCAUCAUCGAGUAUAUCGAAUUUUGGUGGGUCGGCGCUGGCCCUGACUCAAGCCGCCUCACAUUUGUGAUGGAGUGCGGUGAGAAUGGAGAUUUGCGAGUGCCCGUGCAGGCAGCCAGUCAAUCUGGACAAUACAUUGAAGAGGUACUGAUACUAAGUUGGUUGCAGCAGAUGCUGAAAGGGUUGGAAUAUGUGCAUCAGAAGGAUAUCAUUCAUCGAGAUUUGAAGGCAAUGAACAUUUUUCUGAAAGACACAUGGCGAACAUGCAAGCUGGGUGACUUUGGCAUUUCAACUGCCGUGGAAACUGGCAAAUCGGCAUCUGGCUGUGUGGGCACUCCUGCAUAUAUGGCACCCGAACUUCUCUGGAAUCAAAGAUAUGCAUCUGCAGUGGAUCUGUGGGCUAUUGGCGUGGUGCUCUACGAAUUGAUGGCAUUGAGGUUGCCGUUUGUUGGCUCCAACGUGCUAUCUCUUGUGUACCAGAUUGCAUUCAACAGCUAUGAUGAUGCUCCGCUGGGGAUGGGUGGCUAUUCGCCUGCAUUGAUUGAACUUGUGGCAAGAUUUCUUGACAAAGAUCCGACCAAGCGGCCAGAUGCAGCUCACUUGCUAGCCGAGGGCACUCUAUGGGAGACUUUUUCGUGCGAAGCUGCCAACUUAUCUGCCACCAUGUCCUUCAACCAGAGCAUGUCACAGUCACAGUCUUUCUCCAGUGGACAGGUAGCGACGGUAGUGGAAGCCCGCCAAGAUGCCAAAGAAAUGCCCGGCAUCAAUGCUGAACAGACCAGAUUUCCUGAUCUAGCCACUGGCACUGGGAGUUCGUGGGGCGAGGCGAUUGCGAUCCUGGGUUCCAUGGCCAGUGAUGCUGCUUCAAUCUAUGGCCUGGCUGACCAACCCAUCCCCGCCGCACUAGUGACAGCCGAAACAUUGGGCAGUGUUGUCUCUGAUGCCAAAGUGUGGGAAGAAUUGUUGCGAACCCGGCAGGAUAGUGACAGUAUUUCCAUGGAUCGCUUCGAGGAUCUUCUGAAAUCCAUCGGCAACGCCCCAGCUCCAAGCGCCCCUCCGGCACCACCGCUGCAGCAGGAGCUGAAUCCUCCAGGAGACGUCGAGGCACACCUGGCGCGGGCAGCCGAAGAUGCGGCACCUGCGGCGUCCUUGCAGCGAAUGGCGGCGGAAAUUUCGUUGGAAUCCCAUGGCUACCAAGCAAUUCGACGCUUGGGAGGCUCCACCACAGCCACGGUGAUGGUGGUGCAUCGGCUGGGUGUGCCCGAGCAGCAGUUCGUGGUAAAAGCCAUGGCCUUGCGUGGUAUGGAUGAACAGGAGCGAAGACGUGCAUUACAAGAAGUGAAGAUUUUGAAGAGUUUGACGCAUGAGUGCAUCAUCGAGUAUAUCGAAUUUUGGUGGGUCGGUGCUGGCCCUGACUCAAGCCGCCUCACAUUUGUGAUGGAGUGCGGUGAGAAUGGAGAUUUGCGAGUGCCCGUGCAGGCAGCCAGUCAAUCUGGACAAUACAUUGAAGAGGUACUGAUACUAAGUUGGUUGCAACAGAUGCUGAAAGGGUUGGAAUAUGUGCAUCAGAAGGAUAUCAUUCAUCGAGAUUUGAAGGCAAUGAACAUUUUUCUGAAAGACACAUGGCGAACAUGCAAGCUGGGUGACUUUGGCAUUUCAACUGCCGUGGAAACUGGCAAAUCGGCAUCUGGCUGUGUGGGCACUCCUGCAUAUAUGGCACCCGAACUUCUCUGGAAUCAAAGAUAUGCAUCUGCAGUGGAUCUGUGGGCUAUUGGCGUGGUGCUCUACGAAUUGAUGGCAUUGAGGUUGCCGUUUGUUGGCUCCGACGUGCUAUCUCUUGUGUACCAGAUUGCAUUCAACAGCUAUGAUGAUGCUCCGCUGGGGAUGGGUGGCUAUUCGCCUGCAUUGAUUGAACUUGUGGCAAGAUUUCUUGACAAAGAUCCGACCAAGCGGCCAGAUGCAGCUCACUUGCUAGCCGAGGGCACUCUAUGGGAGACUUUUUCGUGCGAAGCUGCCAACUUAUCUGCCACCAUGUCCUUCAACCAGAGCAUGUCACAGUCACAGUCUUUCUCCAGUGGACAGGUAGCGACGGUAGUGGAAGCCCGCCAAGAUGCCAAAGAAAUGCCCGGCAUCAAUGCUGAACAGACCAGAUUUCCUGAGCUGGUUCCAUCAGCGUCGCUCGAUAGCAUUUCUGGAGAACCUCAUGAUAAAUCUGCAGUUCUGGCCACCGAGACGCUAGGAAGCUGGGUGUCUCAAGAGCAGCUUUGGGAUGGUCUGCAGCGCUCUCGCCAUGACAGUGAUACUGUGGAUCGCGGUCAGUUGGACAAAUUGCUGCAGCAGCUGCAAGACAUGCUGCCUGCGGUACCUGACCAAGGAGUGGAGCAACCUUCACCGCCAGCUCCGCCAGAGGAGGAUUCUUUCAAGCUGGCUGCGCGGGUUGACCUCUUUUUGAAGCGCCGAGGAGUUCAGUGAAGUGGGCCAAACAACUUGGCCGAUGGCCAAAGUGCCAGCUGGUUGCGGAUGGUUGCCAUGAUUUACGGAUGGUUUCGGAUGGUCACGGUGGUUUCGCUUUUCAAUGCCG
Molecule: messenger RNA, 4585 nt
Organism: Cladocopium goreaui
Lineage: Eukaryota; Dinophyceae; Suessiales; Symbiodiniaceae
Source: the annotation of a GenBank genome assembly